This is a messenger RNA of Trichomycterus rosablanca, 4056 nucleotides long. RefSeq names its product contactin 5 (gene cntn5). Gene Ontology annotation, biological process: axon guidance; brain development; cell-cell adhesion. The transcript is spliced from 23 exons. NCBI's taxonomy places the organism in Eukaryota, Metazoa, Chordata, Actinopteri, Siluriformes, Trichomycteridae. The coding region runs from base 1 to 3267 and encodes 1088 amino acids. The record is from RefSeq and is a predicted model, not a curated record. Gene Ontology annotation, molecular function: cell-cell adhesion mediator activity. Gene Ontology annotation, cellular component: axon; plasma membrane.
AUGGGGUCACCAUGGAAACCACUUCUCCUGCUGUCAAUUAUCAGUGGCCUGGCAGACUUUGUCAGAGCUGUAGCCGUGAGACCGGUGUCCUAUGCGGCCGUGUUAAGAUUGAAGCCGGACAGCUCCUCUUCUACACUGUUGAGCCCCAGGUUAAGGCUGAGGGAUUCUUUUGUUCCAGAAUGGCCUCCAUUCUCUAGGCAAAGGCUAUCAGCUGUCAGCUCUCUGGAAGACUAUCUGAGUGAAGAAAGUGAUGAGUUCGGACCAGUCUUCAUUCAGGAGCCUGAUGACCUGAUUUUUUCACUAGACUUAGAAGAUAAGAAAGUCAAAAUGAGCUGUGAAGCAAAAGGAAAUCCUGCUCCCACAUACAGUUGGUUAAUCAAUGGAACAAAUCUUGACACAAAAGCAGAUUCACGCUACAGCUUGAUUGAUGGAAACUUGAUAAUAUGCAAUGCCAGUGAGGCUCUUGAUUUUGGGAAGUACCACUGCAGAAUCGAGAACAGUAUCGGAGCUAUCCUCAGUCGGGAAGCCUUACUGCAAUUUGCCUAUUUAGGUGCCUUCAGUGGUCGGACGAGAGGUGGUGUAUCUGUGAGGGAAGGUCAGGGAGUGGUGCUUAUGUGUAUGCCUCCUCCACAUUCACCCGAGAUUAUCUACAGCUGGGUGUUCAAUGAGUUUCCCUCAUUCGUGGUCGAGGACAGCCGACGCUUCAUCUCCCAAGAGACAGGCAAUCUGUAUAUCUCCAAAGUGCAGCCCUUAGAUGUGGGAAGCUAUAUCUGUCUGGUUAAGAAUGUGGUGACCAACGCCCGGGUCCUAAGUCCACCGACGCCACUGACACUCAAAACUGAUGGCAUAAUGGGGGAGUACGAGCCAAAAAUCGAGGUUCACUUUCCUCCGACAGUACUCGCUGCCAAAGGAGCGACAGUGCGACUGGAGUGCUUUGCCCUCGGGAACCCUGUCCCAACAAUCACAUGGAGGAAGAUCAGUGGGAACAUUCCCAAAAAGGCUCGACUUCGUAAGUCCCAGGCUGUGCUGGAGAUUACUAACAUCCAGCUGGAGGAUGCUGGCAGUUAUGAGUGUAAAGCGGAUAACUCUAGAGGGGGUACUGCUUUCAGGGGACACCUCCAAGUCUACACCAUGCCCCAGUGGAUCAGCAUGAUCAAUGAUUCACAGCUGGACAGUGGAGAGCAGUUACACUGGGAAUGCAGAGCUGCGGGAAAACCCAGACCAACAUACCACUGGCUACGCAAUGGAGAGCCAUUGAGCCCACAGAGCAGAGUAGAGAUACUAAACGGAGAGCUGAUCAUUCACAAAGUGCAGCAGGCCGACUCAGGCAUGUACCAGUGUGUUGCUGAAAACAAGUACGGAGCCAUCUACUCCAGUGCAGAGCUCAAAAUACUGGCGUCGGCCCCCGUGUUCAGCGACAACACAGCCACUAUCAUCGCCACCAUAGGAAAAGAUGUUUCUCUGGAAUGCAGACCACGAGCUUCACCCAGGCCUAAGAUCACAUGGAAGAAGGGAGACAAAAAAAUCCAAAUCAACAAAAGAAUUAAGCUGCUCCGCAACAAUACACUGCAUAUCAUCAACUCGACACAUGCUGAUGAGGGCAGCUAUGUGUGUCGGGCCGAAAAUCAGUUCGGCUCAGCCGAGAUGACAACCAGGCUGCUGGUGAAAGAGGCCAUGAAGGUGGAACUGAGCCCAAAGCGAGUGGAGGUGACCGUGGGGGAGAGCGUGGUGCUUAGCUGCAAGGCCAUACACGACCCAUCACUUGCCGUUUCCUUCUUCUGGCUGCUCAACAAUCAGCCACUCAACAGCCAGCAAGAAAAUGGUCAUUUUGAGUACAUUCGCACACAGUCUUCUACUAUGGAUCUGAUGAUCAGAAGCAUCCUCCUAAAGCAUGCUGGAAGAUACGGCUGCCGGGUGCAAACAAACGCAGGCUCAGUGCUUGCGGAGGCUGAGCUGCUCGUCAGAGGUCCUCCAGGACCUCCUGGAGUGGUAAUCGUGGAGGAGAUCACAGACACAACAGCUACACUGUCAUGGAGUCACAGUGUAGACAAUCACAGUCCCAUCACUACAUAUAACCUGCAAGCUCGCAGUCCAUUCUCUUUAGGCUGGCAGACAGUGAAGACAGAUCCAGACCCGGUGACUGGAGAUAUGGAGUCUGCCAUGGCCGUGGAGCUUAACCCCUGGGUGGAGUAUGAGUUCCGUGUGGUAGCCACCAACAGAAUUGGCACCGGUGACCCCAGUGUUCCAUCCAGGCCAGUUCGAACUAAAGAAGCAGUUCCAACAAUAGCUCCAGCCAACGUGAGCGGAGGAAACGGGCGCAGACACGAGCUCGUCAUAUCCUGGGAGCCUGUUUCAGAAGAGUUUCAGAAUGGUGAAGGGUUUGGCUACAUUGUGGCUUUUCGCGCCAAUGGGACUCGAGGGUGGAAGGAAAAGAUGGUAACAUCUGCAGACUCGACCACCUAUAAGUACAGAGAUGAGACGUUCCCUCCCCUCACGCCUUUUGAAGUGAAGGUGGGAGUUUACAACAAUAAAGGAGAUGGACCUUUCAGCAAAGUCGUGACUGUGUUCUCUGCUGAAGGGGAGCCACGGGAGGCCCCCACUGAAGUGAAAGCAUCAGCAAUGUCCUUUUCUGAAAUCAAGGUGAUGUGGAAGGCUCCCAAACCUGGGCCCGGAAUACCCCAAGGAUAUGAGGUAAACUACUGGAAAGAAACAGAGCCAGAGGACGCAGCAAAGAAGAAGAAAACAAUUGGAAAUGAGACAGCAAUGCUGCUUUCCGGAUUGGAGGGGAACAUGCCAUACCUAAUCACAGUAAAAGGAUUUAACAGCAUAGGACAGGGCCCGCCAAGUACCGCCAUCAAAGCAAGAACAAGGAAGAACCCUCCCAGCCAACCACCAAGCAAUGUAAUGUGGAUUCAGGAAGGCAACAAUGUGUCACUAUCCUGGGAUCCAGUAAAAGCCAAAGACAAUGAGUCUGAUGUUAUUGGCUAUAAGGUAUUAUUGCGCCAGGAAGGACGAGGUCACAGUCAGGUCAUGAGAACCCCGAACUCUGCCGCUGUACUUACGCUUCCUGAAGGAGGCACUUACAUCAUUGAAGUAUGUGCAAUCAGUGAAGGAGGUGAAGGAGCAGCCAGCUCUCAAAUCAGAGUGCUUACCUCUUCAGGUGUAAGAGCGAAAAGUGGACAGCCUUCUGUACAUAAUCUGCCAUCGAGCAUUACAUGGACCCCUGUUCUUCUAAUAGUCCUGAUGGGACCAACUUCUCCGUGGUGAGGCUGUUCACCAACUUUCCACCACUACGGUGGAAACAGACUCUGCCUGUGUCACACGUAUCACACAGACUGCCUUCGUCAGCCUGAACCAUCUCCAGGACGUAGACUGGACAUUGGGACCAGUCAAAUGCACUGCUUCUUUUCUCAAACUGGAACCAUCUACAUUUUUACUAUCCCUUCUUUCUUCUGUUUUUUUUUCUUUGAAAACCGUUAUAGUAUUGUGCAUUGUGCAUAGACAGUUAUUUUAUUACACAAACUGCUAAGAGCUAACUACAUUUUCUUUAGAUUACAGUCUACUAGCCUCCACGGGGCUUAUGAAAAACUGGGAAGAGCAGCAUUGACUCUAAAUCCCUGUUUACUUGUCUUCAUCCCUUUAACCCUUGGCUGUGUAACAACCAUCACGGUUAAAGCUCAGCAUAGAUAAGUGCAUUGUUUUUUAUUUAUUCUAGAAGAGACAGCUAAGAAGUAAAAGAUAAGAAAAUAAAACUUUUUAUAGUGCUGAGAGUCUUUCCAGACCUCCUUUUUGUACAUUAUGGUAUCUUAAAAGUGAUGUAAGUCAGUCAGUGGCACAAAGGUUUAAUUUAUUUAUUGAUUGAUUGAUUUAUUGCUAUGUUGUGUGUAUGUGUCUGUUUCUGACACACAAGAAAGGCUGCUAAGGUUCUCAGUUCUUGUCUUUAAGUUAUGCUCGAGGACUUUGGUUCACACCUAUUGCCAAAUACUUUAUUAGUCAAAAAGAAAGUGGAUGAAAGAAAGAAAAUCUAUGGCAAGUUGAAGUGAUAGCUGAAAUAAA